Messenger RNA from Python bivittatus (Burmese python), 936 nucleotides. RefSeq lists its product as uncharacterized. NCBI's taxonomy places the organism in Eukaryota, Metazoa, Chordata, Lepidosauria, Squamata, Pythonidae. The record is from RefSeq and is a predicted model, not a curated record.
AUGGAGAGAACUCACAGGAGCGGCGCUGAAACCAAGCCCUUUCACACCAAUGCCAUUGAGAAACCCGCAGGAUCUGUCCUGAUGGACACCAAGGAAAACUUAAGGAAUGAGAUCUGGGACCUGAGAGAGACAGCGGCCAACCUUGAUGUUGAAAAGCAGGAGAUCGUUAAGGAGUAUAAGAGCGUGAAAGAGCAGAACAGGACCUUGGAAGCCAAAAUCGAUUGUUUCAAAGCCAUGGUGGAGGACUUGGAAAAGGAAAAGGAAGAACUUCAGCAGACGCUCCAACAGCUCGAAGACACAGUGGCAGCCUUGGAGUCCCAGAACCAGACCUUCAAAGAGACCAACAAGGUGCUCCGCUCCAAAAUCCAGAAGGUCUCCAACCAUGUCAUCGUGUUUCAGGAUUACAAGGCUACUCAGGAGCAGGAUAUUUUGCGUAUGAAGCAGGUGAUGGAGAAAAUCGUGGGGUACUUUAAACAGUUGGAGGCGAAAAUCGAAACCGCCGAGCAACGGUACGAGGACGAGCAGAACCAGGCUGCCGAGCUGAAGCGCACGAUGGAUGAGCUCGAACAGAUCCGUGAAGUGCAGGAAAACGAGAUCCUCUGUCUGCAGGGGCAGCUGGAACAGGCCUCCUUGUUCAAGUCGGAGACGGAGGACGGCCUGGAGGCCCCCUCCCUGCUCCAAGAGAUGGUCCAGGCCAAACUGGUGCAAGAUUCCCUAGCGAUGCAAAAGACUCUCUUCUUCCUCUUAUCCAGAGGAAUGUGGGUGCUGAUGGUCAUGAUCGUUGGCCUGGAAUUUUCAAACGUGUUGGUCUUCCUGUUCAGCAAAGACUUUGAGCCUGGGAAACAGUUGGUGAUGUUUCCCGACUGCCUCGGGUGGGUAUCCAACAUCCUGCCCUCAUAUUACGACCGGAAGCUGAGCGGCUUGCUGCCUCUAUGA